Molecule: messenger RNA, 1321 nt
Organism: Morus notabilis
Lineage: Eukaryota; Viridiplantae; Streptophyta; Magnoliopsida; Rosales; Moraceae
Exons: 6
Coding region: 110-1045 (311 amino acids)
Source: RefSeq, a predicted model, not a curated record
UUAGCCCCAAGCAUUGCAAAAUCAGAUCUCUCUAUCUCUCUCUCUCUCCCCAGAAAGCUCAAGCUGGUUACUUCCGAAAGCAAAAGCAAAGAGAUUAGAGAAUAAAGCAAUGGCAGACAAACCAAGCCGAGCUCUGGUUGUGUACGGAGACGGGUUGGCCCGUUUCGUCGACCCAUCGCAUACCCAUCUCCAUUCUCUCGCUUCCAAAGCCUCCUGCGGUUUUUUGAGCCUUCCCAAUGCUCCUUUAUCAGAAAGCGAGGAUGAGAGAAUAGUUAGGGAAUUUGCAUUACUGUUAGAUUCUUGGGAAGCUUAUCUCAAUUGGAAGGGGGAUACCACUAAUGAUGAAUGUCAAAACAAGUCCUUGAUUCCAACCAUAUCAGAAAGUUUCAUGGGAAUGAAAGCUGCUGUAAUCACUAAUAAUUCAAGUUUGGAAUCUUUUGGUACAAAGCUUGGCUUCACGGUGUUGGAGUCGAAAGAUUUUACUAAAAACGCAGAGAAUUCUUUCAUGGCUUCUGAGCUGCUAAAGCUGCUUGGGUUUCAAGAAGGGAAGACUCUAGACAUAAGCCAAUUUGAUUUAGUUUUUGUACAUAUUGGGCCUGGUGAGAAAGAGGACAAGACUGUUGCCAAUGCUUUGGAGUAUGUCAAUUCUUUGGUGGGAGAAAUACUGAACUUGGCCGAACCCGGAUCCGAUGUAGGCUCACGCCUACACUUCUCUGUUGUUAUGAGCUAUGGGAGUGUCUCCGAGGAUGAUGAUUGUUUGAAAACAUCGGUUCUAAUUUCAGAAACGGAGAAAGACGCCAAUCUUUCAUCGUUGUUUCCUCGUCAAAGUUACACCAUGAGAGGAGAGAAUCAAAGGAAGGACGUUAGGCAUUAUUGUCCAAUGCUAAUUGCUCAAUGGCAAUAUGCCGUGACCCGCAAGGAUACAGCAGAGACAUUUUCUUUUGAAGAUUUCAAGGAGUACGGGGGAAAUCUUAUAAUACCAGCGGAUAGGUUUCUGCAUGAGGUAGCCUUCAAGCUUUGGAAAGCACCCAAGUAUGGAGCAUGAGAGGGUAUUUUUUUGACGAGUUUACGUAUAUACAAUAAUGAUGAGCCCUUUUCUCUAGUAUGAGAAAGGAAGAAAAAACCGACUAUAGAGCUAGUUCUAAUGAGAAUUUUUAAGAGUUGUCUCAUAAACUUUGUUGAACUGCCAAUCACUAAUAACUUUGUUGACGACUCUGUUUAUAAAAGUUCUUUAGCAUUCUAGAAAGGGGUUCAAACGAUCCACAACGGUGCAAGUCUGUAAGAUUAUUAAUGAAAACUAGAAACAAUAGAGAACAGAGAG